AAGUCAAGUAGGGCUUUAGUGCCGAAAACUAAGUUCGUGAGAAAUCAUAUUACAAAUCGAAAUGCUAACAAAAGUCUUCUAAACAAAAAUAUAUGCUUAGGUAUCUUAUUAAAAAAUACUUGCAAUCAUGUCGAAAAUAAAAUAUAAAUUACUACAUAAUAAUGCAUACAAAGCGCAAAAAAUUCAAUCGAAAUAUAUAAUAAUAUUUUGUAUGAUCAUUUUUAUACUACACUUGCUUUAUUGGCAAUCCUCUAGCGACAUAGACAACAUUAAUUUUGUGGAUAACAGUGCAAAAGUUAAUAAUAAAAAAUUACAAAAAUCAAUCCCAGCAGCAAUAACCGAAGCGACAUCAUCAGCAAUAACAAGAUUUUCAACAAAGUCCUCAUCACCAACACAAGAGCUGCAAAAAUAUUUUAUUUAUACUUCGCAAUGUCGUGUGCCAUUUGUGGAUCCUUUCGAAAAAGGUGUGUCGGAACUCUUCAAUCGACGAGAUUUUAACUACACCAGUUGUACAAACGACGAAUCAUUCAUAACACUCAACUAUCAGCUAAACGCACGACAAUACUUUCUACAUAUGAAUGUGGAGGCCAUUGAACGAGCUGUUAAACCUCUAAAUGCCAGCGCUAUGGAUGUCGGCUGUUGUUAUCGGCAAAUUGUGCGAAGUGGCAGCGGUGGAAAUGCUGAUAAUGAAUUUGAGAUACUGCCAUGCUCUACAUUUCAUCAGGAUUUUAUGGUGCCUCUACACAUUGAGUAUAUAAUUACCGAAUGUUCAUUGAGCAAGGAUGCAAAUACUACCAUCAUUCAAAAGGAUGCUUUCUCAUUCGUUCAACAAAAAAAUAACAGUGCCACUAACUCGAGUGAUAAGCACACAACAAGCUCACGCAAGAAGCCCAAUGUAUUAUUAUUGGGCAUAGAUAGUGUUUCCCGUAUAAACUUACGACGUACCAUGCCGGAGACCUUUAAACAUUUGCAGAUGAAUAAUUGGUUCGAGUUACAAGGCUAUAAUAAAAUAGGCGAUAAUACUUUCCCCAAUUUGCUGGCUGUGUUAACUUCGUACAAUUUAACCACAGGUGAAGAAAAAUGUCGCCCAACAACUGUGGGUGGUUUGAAUGACCCAAUUUGUAAUUUAAUUUGGAAUAAUUUUAAAAAUUACGGUUAUAAAACAGCAUAUGCAGAAGAUUGUAAUGGCAUGAGUACAUUUAAUUAUAUAAAAUGCGGUUUUCUUCAACAGCCGACCGAUUAUUACCUCAGGCCCAUGUUGAUGGCCCUCACCAGAAAUUUAGAUAUUGUGGAAGAGGCCGGUCUGGAAUAUUGUGUUGGUCGUAAACAUCAUGCUGAAUAUGUGUUUGAUUUAAUGCUACAAUUUGGGAAUAUUUUUCCUGCGGAUCCGCUUUUUGGACUAUUCUGGGCCAACUCAUUUAGUCAUAAUGCGUUUGAGAUGCCAGCAACAAUGGAUACGAAAAUAUUGGAAUAUCUUACGAGAAUGAAGAGUGACGGCAUUCUGGAACGUUCAAUCGUGAUAUUUUUUUCAGACCAUGGAAUGCGUUGGGGCUCAUUACUAUGGUUAAAAUCUGGAUUUUUAGAAGAACGAUUACCCACAAUGUUUAUAUCGAUACCGUCGUGGUAUCAAAACGAACAUCCGGAUUUUAUGAGAAACCUACAAAUAAAUCAGCGGCGUUUGACAUCGCCAUACGACAUUUAUGCGACCAUGAGACAUAUACUUGAGGUGGCCGAACCGGAAAACGAAUUUCCUUACCUAAAUGGCACCAUACGUGGAGCUAGCAUUUUUCGUGAAAUACCAGAGAAUCGCAACUGCAAUGAUGCCGGCAUUCCGGAGCAUUGGUGUACUUGCGUACCAUACGAAACAGUAGAUAAAAAUGAUGAACUCAUAAGUAAUAUUACCAGCCUGGUGUUUAAGGAAAUCAAUCAAUAUUUGGUUAAUAAAAAUAUUAGCGAUAAAUGCGCUAAUUUGACUUUAAAAUAUUUAAAUUCAGCUGAAUUGAAGAUGUUUGAUGUACCAAAUCAGUCAACGUACCGACUCACCUUCGAAGCACUGCCAAAAGAGCCGUCAUUUCAAGCGACAGCUAUUUACAAUAUGAAUUCAAAGGCGAUCUCGAUCAAUGUUGAAGAUAUAUCUCGACUUGAUUCAUAUGAAAGCACCGCAGGCUGUAUUAAUUUAAAAGAGGCUAAGAAAUAUUGCAUUUGCAAAGAAUGAUAAUGUUCAUAUGUAUAUUUUAAAUUUAAUUUUAAUUUUAGUAUAAAUUUUGACUAUUAUAAGCGUAGGUAAUACUAUGUUGAAACAGAUCACUCAACGAAAACGAAUUAUCAUUAAACAUAAUCUGUGAUAAGAAAUAGUAUUAUGGCAUUGUCGAUAAUGUUUGAAACAAAAGUACUUAAAAGACAAAGAAUGAUGGAUUAACAUACUUUAAGUAUUAAUAAAAGGUAAUAAAAUUACAUAUACAAUAUACAUAUGUAUUGUGUGAUUUAAGUUAAGAAUUAUUUAAAUUUUAUUAGAAAUACUUGUUCAUAUAUGUAUAUAUUUUCAUUCCAUAUAAAAAUAAAAAUAAUAAAUGAAAUAAUAUUUGGUCUAAUUGAAGUUUUAACACGAAAAAAGUUCGAAGUUAUAAUACAUUUCACAAAUAAAAAAAGUUUCUUGAAAAUACUAUACCAUAGUGAUCCAACAUCGGCGUUUCCGACACAUACUUCUUAGGGAAAAAAUUACGAAUGCGACGACUGUUUAUUUGAUGACAGGAGAUAUUCGUCUUGCUCUCGUUCAUUACUAAAUAGAAGAAAGUGACAAAAUGAUUCCAAGUCGCAUUCCUGCAUACAUUCGGCAAAAGGCGUACAAAAAAAUUUUGCCGCGGAACGGGUGAACCUCUUGAACAAUGUCCAAUCAGAGCACCUAAAUUGCGGCGAGAUUGAUUUUGCUAACAACCAAAAGUUCAAUUAUCGGAGUAAUCUAGAGUAACGUUUCGAUAGCGGAUUAAUAGUGUGAAGCUUCAAAAAACAUUUUUUAAAGUCAAAUUUGAAAUAUCUUCUAGUAAAUCGACAAGCUGGAUGAGCUGGACUGAUUUUCGUAUUCGUGACUGAGACGAAAUUUAGCAAAUUAGUAUUUGACCGUUGAGUAAGCUAG
Molecule: messenger RNA, 3133 nt
Organism: Bactrocera dorsalis (oriental fruit fly)
Lineage: Eukaryota; Metazoa; Arthropoda; Insecta; Diptera; Tephritidae
Exons: 4
Coding region: 128-2215 (695 amino acids)
Source: RefSeq, a predicted model, not a curated record